GCUCCAAAACCUAGUAAGCUGCCUACCAAGGGAGCAUUUGAAGGCAUCAUAGGCACACUCCUGACCCAAAGGCUGUUAUGAAAAGUUGGCAACUUUAUGGAUUGUUAAACUUGAGUAUUACGUGGUGGGUGGAGUCUCUGAUGCUAAAUGCUAUUUGUGUAGUAUAUAAAACUGCUGCCUAUGUAGAGAUGUACAAGUAUGCCUCUUAUGGGCACUUAUAAUGCAAUUUUAAAAGGCAGACGUCUGCGUAGGCAGCAAGGAGGCUUGGGUUUGGAACAGAGCUAAUGAUUUUGUGUAUUUCAUCUUUGUGGAUGUUCGUUCUGUUGCUGUUCGGUUCAUGUGUGUGUUGUUUAUUUGAUAUGUCGUAAUUAAUCCUUGGGUAGAUAAAAUACAAGGAUUCGCUGGGUCAAGGCACAGCCAUACCGGACCUCCCCGAGAUGAAGCGGGUCAGAGAGAAUCAGAAGCACAUCAGCUCGGUUUUGUAUAAGGACCUCUCUGCCAAGGGAACGCCUGUGGUGUUCACUCCAGAGAUGGAACGGGUCAAACGGAACCAAGUGCAGAUUAGCUCGGUUCUGUACUCUGACAGCUUCCGUAAGCAGGUGCAGGGCAAGGCCGCCUUUGUGCUGGACACCCCUGAGAUGAGACGUGUUAAAGAAACCCAGCGUAUCAUCUCUGGAGUCAGAUACCACGAGGACUUUGAGAAGAGUAAGGGCAGCUUCACCCCCACCAUCUCUGACCCCAUAACUGAGCGUGUGAAGAGGAACACACAGGACUUCAGUGACAUCAACUACCGCGGCAUCCAGCGACGUGUGGUGGAGAUGGAGAGGAGACGUGCAGAGGAACACGAUCAGGAGACCAUCACUGACCUGCGUGUGUGGCGCACAAACCCUGGCUCUGUCUUUGACUAUGACCCUGCCGAGGACAACAUCCAGUCCAGAAGUCUUCACAUGAUGUCAGUCCAAGCCCAGCGCCGCAGCAAGGAGCACUCCCGCUCCACCAGCGCAAUGAGUGGGGUGGGCGAUGAGAAGUCCGAGGUGUCUGAGAACGUGGACCACCAUGCAUCGCUCUACAGCAAUGGCUUUGGUGUCUCCACUUUACACGGAUACACACAGACCAAGACUACAGAGGUUCAGCAGAGAUCCUCCUCUGUGGCAACACAACAGACCACUGUUUCUUCUGUCCCCUCACAUCCCUCAACCACUGGAAAAACUGUCCGUGCCAUGUAUGACUACGCUGGUGCUGACAAUGAUGAGGUGUCCUUCAAGGAUGGUGACGUCAUCGUGAACGUGCAGUCCAUUGAUGAGGGUUGGAUGUAUGGCACUGUGCAGCGUACUGGAAAAACCGGUAUGCUGCCCGCCAACUAUGUGGAAGCCAUCUAAAUACAACUACUGCCCUGUCAAACUCCUUGUGGAUAGGGGAGUUUGAUAUCCACUAAGACAGAAACAAGCAUUUUAUGUGUACUGUUAGUCUAAGUAGUUACGUUACUGUUUGUCCUCAUUACUGUUAUGCAAUUUCGUUUGUGCCCAUGUCACUAAGUCUAUUGUGGUUGUGGCAUGAGAAACUAUACAUACCUAUUUAAGUCACAGACAAUUGUAUUUAUCUUUUUCUUCUAUUCUAACAGUUAAGUAACUGGAGCCCAUUAUUUUUGUAUAUUGCAAUUACACAACAUUCAAAGAAGGCCAUUGUGAAAGUUUUAACAAUUAAACUUUUGCACAAAGAGAGAUGGGCUCAUGGUUCACUUUAUAUGUGAAAAGGAAAACCAGAAGUUCAGUGUUUUAUAAAAACCGAACAGAGGCACUAAAGUUGCCACAUGAAAAUGAACAAAAAAAAACAAAAAAAAACUUGAGAAUGUUGAGGACAAGCCAUCAGUUACUCUAACGUGAAAUGUAUUGAUUUAAACCAAGCCUCCUCCCUCCCUUGCUGAAGGCUGGCCACUAUUUGCAUGUGUGUUUUGUUUCUUUGAUUCUGUGGGUGUAGGAUUAGAGGAAGAUGUAUACCUUGAAUCAGUAGCCAAUAAAGCACACCACGCUUCUGCAGUAAA
Molecule: messenger RNA, 2041 nt
Organism: Rhinichthys klamathensis goyatoka
Lineage: Eukaryota; Metazoa; Chordata; Actinopteri; Cypriniformes; Leuciscidae
Product: nebulin-like
Exons: 8
Coding region: 438-1379 (313 amino acids)
Biological process (GO): cardiac muscle thin filament assembly
Cellular component (GO): Z disc
Molecular function (GO): actin filament binding
Source: RefSeq, a predicted model, not a curated record